AUUAGUACUGUAUUURCUUUUGGCUUCGUAUAAGAGAUAGACUUUUUCUCCUAUAAGUCAUAAAUUAAAAAAAAUAUUUUUAGAGAAAUCUUUUUUUGUCGACAAACACAAUAUGAUUGACAAAAACAUUGUCUUAUUGUUGUUGUCUAUUGUGGUAUGUCUUCAACGGUACGCAUCUGCCGUUCCCAUUGAAGACGAGGAACAGCUCCGAAAGUAUAUGCAUAUGUUUCGAGUGGCCAAACGCGAGGCACCUGAAAAUGCUACUGAAAUACCGGUUGCAUCAACGACUUACGAUUGGGGCCAAUGGACUAGUAGGCAUCCGUCCCGUACAACAUAUGACUGGGGACAGUGGACAAGUACUAAACAGCAGCCGACGGGCACAGAGAGUACGACAGGAUCGCCAACUGAUGUAACAGAAGUACCAACUGUUGAGCCAACAACUGAAAGUCAUCAGUACCGGUGCGCCGCUGGAAAGUAUGGCUGUAAGGGAACUAUUGGUUUGUGUAUAUCACUGGACCAGAUAUGCGACCAGCAUAUAGACUGUCCUCAUGGUGAUGAUGAACAAGUUGAUCGAUGUUUUCAUGGAUUUAGACCCAUUAGACGUAGGAAACAUGUUAACAGUUUUGCGGGAACGGGAUUCAUGUUUGGUGUACGCAAUUUGGUGGUCAACAAAGGCACAAAUCUGAAAGCAUUCAACCAAUUUUCCGAUAAUGUGGUCCAAGCGGGCGAUCAGAAAAUUGCUUAAAUUAAAAUGUUUGUGUUAUGUAAUGUUUAUAAUUUGUCAUAUUUUUAUUGCAUUUUAAUAUUACAAUAAAUACU
Messenger RNA from Oppia nitens, 819 nucleotides. RefSeq lists its product as uncharacterized. The record is from RefSeq and is a predicted model, not a curated record. Gene Ontology annotation, molecular function: protein binding. The transcript has a single exon. The coding region runs from base 113 to 745 and encodes 210 amino acids. NCBI's taxonomy places the organism in Eukaryota, Metazoa, Arthropoda, Arachnida, Sarcoptiformes, Oppiidae.